CCGAACAGGUCUAGGUGCUGUCCGGACAGCAGGUUUGCAUUAAAUCCCAGGUGCUCAAGUAAAAGGAACUAGAGAAGUACAGAGAGACUUUGUCAAAAUGAAAUUACUUUUAUACCCCGGAAUCUCCUAAGUAAAUUGUAAAAUAACCUAGCCAAGGUCGUCUGUUUGGCAACUUUCCUUUGAACAAUCGAGGUCCGAUCCUAACACUAGAAGUCUAGAACCCUAAUCGAGCGAGGGAGAAGGAUGAAAGGAGGGAGGAAGAACUUGAUGAGGGCAGUGGAGCAGCAGAAGUUGAUGCUUCAAGAAGGCCAAAACAUCAUGCAGGUGCUCUCACUUAGAGGUUCCAAUCUGAUUGAGGUAAUGGAUGGACAAGGAGAGAAAUCAUUGGCACUGUUUCCAGCCAAGUUUCAAAAGAGCAUGUGGAUUAAGCGAGGUAGUUUUGUUGUGGUUGAUGAAAGUGGAAAGGAAAAGGCUCUAGAAUCAGGUAACAAGGUGGCAUGUAUGGUUGUACAAGUUCUAUUUUACGAGCAAGUUCGAGUGCUUCAGAAGUCUCCAGAAUGGCCAGAAAGUUUCAAAUCCACCAACUUGGAGGAUCCCAAAGGAAGCUUAGGAAGACGGACUUCCCAGCGGGACAAAAAUGAGCCUAAUUCAAGCAGUGACGAUGACCAGGUGGACGAUGAUGGGCUCCCACCAUUAGAAGCAAAUACAAACAGGCAAAGACCAAUUGAGUUGCAAACAGAUGAAGAUUCAAGCUCAGAAUCAGAUACAGAUUCUUAAAUUAUGAAGACACCCUCAUGGACAUCUGAAUUGUUUUUUUGGUUGUAUAUUGUAUGAGGAAUUGAAGAUUCAAGCUCGGAAUCACAAAAACUGCAUUGAUAACUAAUUUUCUGACACUUUAUUGAUGACACACAA
Tripterygium wilfordii is the source of this 912-nucleotide messenger RNA. RefSeq names its product probable RNA-binding protein EIF1AD. NCBI's taxonomy places the organism in Eukaryota, Viridiplantae, Streptophyta, Magnoliopsida, Celastrales, Celastraceae. Bases 244 to 777 code for a protein of 177 amino acids. The transcript is spliced from 4 exons. The record is from RefSeq and is a predicted model, not a curated record. Gene Ontology annotation, molecular function: translation initiation factor activity; RNA binding. Gene Ontology annotation, biological process: translational initiation. Gene Ontology annotation, cellular component: nucleus.